CUGUUAAACCAUCCAUCCAUCUACAAUGGAGAUGGAGAGAUCAAACCAAAUGGAGUUUCCUCAAGAUUUCAGAUGCCCGAUAUCCAUGGAGCUCAUGAAAGAACCCGUCAUCAUAUCGACCGGGGUCACGUACGAGCGAAAAAACAUCGAAAAAUGGUUCUAUAGCUACAAGAAGAAGACUUGUCCAGCCACGAUGCAAAUCAUCGAAAAUUUCGGUAUUACCCCUAAUCACACCCUCAAGAGACUCAUUCUUGUAUGGCAAAACAGUCAUUCUCCAUCUCCAUCUUCAUCUUCAUCUUCUUCACCUUCACCAUCUUCAUCGCCAUUAUCAUCUUUCAAGCGAGAUGAAAUGGUUUCGUUGCUCAAAACCCUUGGCUCGAGUCCGUUUAAGGUGAAUUCUUUAAGAAAACUUAAGGAAAUUAUCGAAUUAGGAGAUGAAAUGAAGCUUGAUUUCAUGAUAUUAGGAGGGUUGGAAGUGCUUUUUCAACUAAUUGUCCAAAUUCUAAUCGAUGGGUCGGAUUUUAUGGCGUUUAGAGCUUGUGAAGAGGCUUUGGGCGUUCUUCAACAUCUCCCGAUAUCAGAAGAAGAUGAUGGGAAGGUGAUUGAGUUGUUUUCGAAGCCCGAAAGCAUGAAAUCAAUGGCGAUUAUUCUUCAAAGGGGAAGUAAGGAAGCUAGGGUUUCCACAAUAUCGAUACUUAAGAAUCUAGCAAACUCCAAUUUCAAUUGGAAUAUUGUCAUAAAUGAUCAAGGGAUCGGUAUGUUCAAAUCAAUGUUAGAGUUGGCAUCGGAUGAGAUUUCAACGAAAGCGAGUUCAUCCACGCUUCAAGUCUUGAUAAAGAUAUUGGAUUCUUCGAAGAAAAGCCGAUCGAAAGCCAUAGAGGCGGGUGCAAUGUGUACCCUGAUCGAGCUUCUACCUGACUCUACCCGAUCCAAGUGCGAGAAAAUAUUGCAAAUCAUCAAAUUAUUAUGUGAAUGCGCUGAAGGAAGGGUUGCAUUCAUCGAACAUCGACUUGGGAUCGGUGCAGUAUCGAAGAAACUGUUUAAUGUAUCUGAGAUGGCUUCGAAGAUUUGCGUGAAGAUCUUCUCGUUGAUAUGCAGUUUUCAUCCGACAGAAAAGGUUUUGGAGGAGAUGAUGGUCUACGGGGCGGUGAAGAAGCUUGUCGUGUUGUUGCAUAUGAGCGGACCAUCGUCCACAAAGAAUAGAACGUUGGAUAUGUUCAAAAAGCACGGUAGCUCGUGGAGUCGAUACCCAUGCUUCCCUAGCGAUUUGAAGGAAUAUUUGGGCUUACAAUGUCGCUAGAAUACUGAAAAACCGUAUCUAACAAGUAAAACUUUUGUUAUUGAUCUACUGACAGAUGAUCUAUUUUAAUGUAAAUUAGAAUAGACAAACAUUUAUAAAACUAGUUUCUCUUUGAUUUUAUUAUUUUUGUUUUAGGUUAGAAGCCAUUUAAAUUUCUUGUAUUCAUUGUGAAUUUGUUCAUAGAAGUUAUAUAUGCUUUUUU
Cynara cardunculus var. scolymus (artichoke) is the source of this 1502-nucleotide messenger RNA. Its product is annotated as E3 ubiquitin-protein ligase PUB23-like. The record is from RefSeq and is a predicted model, not a curated record. The transcript has a single exon. NCBI's taxonomy places the organism in Eukaryota, Viridiplantae, Streptophyta, Magnoliopsida, Asterales, Asteraceae. Gene Ontology annotation, biological process: protein ubiquitination. Gene Ontology annotation, molecular function: ubiquitin protein ligase activity. The coding region runs from base 26 to 1300 and encodes 424 amino acids.